AGGGCCUGAAGAGCUGGAUCUGAGAGCAGACAAACUUGCGUAGUCUCUCCACGGUCCUCGCUGUCUGCCUGCCUCUCUCUAUGGACGGCUGGAGGGCACAAGAGGAAACGGGGAUUGUUGUCGUCGGGACCGCAGCGCUUUUCCAGGGCCCAGCUAUGAUUUAAUCUUGGAAAACUGGGGUGUGUGGGGGGAAAAGAAGAAGGAGAAAACCGACGGGAGCGUGAGAGGAGAUGUGCGGUCGGGCCGAGAUUGCGGCGGUAGGUAUCCCUAGGCCUGGACUGAGCAGAUUGUUCUAAAAGGAAACGGACAACAAACAGGGGAAGUGAACAUGGCGGGGACCUCAGGCUUCUUUUCAAACGGACCCGUCCCGUGGAUGGACAACGACACAGAGAUGAACAACCUGUACCGAGACCUGGAGCUCGGGACAGUACUGACACUGUUUUAUUCUAAGAAGUCCCAGCGGCCAGAGAGGCGGACAUUUCAAGUCAAGCUGGAGACCAGGACUAUUAUCUGGACUCGUGGCACGGACAAAAUAGAGGGAGAGGUUGACAUUCGAGAGAUCAAGGAGAUCCGUCCUGGACAGAAGUCCCGGGACUUUGAGCGUUAUGUGGAGGACUCUGCGACGCGGCUGGAGCAGGCUCACUGCUUCGUCAUCCUGUACGGCACCGAGUUCCGCCUUAAGUCCCUCAGCCUGGCAGCAACGUCAGAUGAGGAGAUGACCAUGUGGGUGAAGGGGUUAAACUGGCUUGUGGCCGACACACUGAAAUCUCCAACACCGCUCCAGAUCGAGAGAUGGUUACGUAAGCAGUUCUACGCCGUUGACCGCAACAGAGAAGACAGGAUAUCCUGUAAGGAUCUAAAGAGCAUGCUGAGCCAGGUCAACUACAGGGUGCCCAACAUGAGGUUCCUCCGAGAGAAACUUCCGGACUCCGAGUUGAGAAAUGGAGACGUGUCCUUCAGCCAGUUCGCUCAGCUCUACCGCAGCCUCAUGUUUGAUGCUCAGAAAAACAUGGAGAUCCCGUUUAUGCAGAGGUUCAUUGACAGACCAGAACAGAAGAUCUCCCUCGAAGACUUUCAGGGCUUCCUCCUGGAGUCUCAAAAGGAAAUGUGGGCAGCAGACAACAGCAAAGUUCAGGAGUUCAUGUUCGGCUACCUGAAAGACCCCCUGAGAGAAGUGGAGCAGCCUUAUUUCCACCAAGACGAGCUCCUGACAUACCUGUUCUCCAAAGAGAACAACAUCUGGGAUUCCUCCCUGGACCAAGUGUGUCCUGACAAUAUGAACAACCCCCUGUCCCAAUACUGGAUCUCCUCUUCACACAACACCUACCUGACGGGAGACCAGUUUUCCAGUGAGUCGUCCCUGGAGGCGUACGCUCGCUGUCUGAGAAUGGGCUGCCGCUGUAUUGAACUGGACUGCUGGGAUGGUCCAGAUGGAAUGCCAGUCAUCUACCACGGACACACCCUCACAACAAAAAUCAAGUUUUGUGAUGUCUUGACCACCAUCAAAGAGCAUGCCUUCGUCACAUCCGAAUAUCCCAUCAUCUUGUCCAUCGAGGACCACUGUAGUAUCGUGCAGCAGAGGAAUAUGGCCACCCAAUUUAAGAAAGUGUUUGGGGACAUGCUGCUGACCAAGGCGGUGGACAUCGCUGCAGACGGCCUGCCAUCACCCAACCAGCUCAAGAAGAAGAUCCUCAUCAAGCAUAAGAAGCUUGCAGAAGGCAGUGCCUACGAGGAGGUUUCUACCUCCACUCCAUACUCUGAGAACGAUAUCAGCAACUCAAUCAAGAAUGGCAUCCUGUACCUGGAAGACCCCAUUAAUCAUGAGUGGUACCCUCAUUUCUUUGUCCUGACCAGCAGUAAGAUCUACUACUCCGAGGAGACCUCCAGUAACCAGGGCAACGAUGAUGAGGAGGAGCACAGAGAGCCGUCCAACGGUAUGGACCAGCAUGUGACGGAGAAGUGGUUCCACGGGAAGCUGGGCGCCGGGCGGGACGGGCGGCAGAUCGCCGAGAGGUUACUGUCCGAGUACUGCCUGGAGACCGGAGCGCCCGACGGCUCCUUCCUGGUCCGAGAGAGCGAGACCUUCGUGGGAGACUACACACUGUCUUUCUGGCGUUCGGGGCGGGUUCAGCACUGUCGUAUCCACUCUCGUCAGGAGGCAGGCAGCCCCAAGUUCUACCUGACUGACAACCUGGUGUUCGACACGCUCUUCGCCCUCAUCAACCACUACCAGCAGGUGGCGCUGCGCUGCAACGAGUUUGAGAUGAAGCUGACAGAGCCGGUGCCUCAGACCAAUGCUCACGAGAGCAAAGAAUGGUACCAUGCCAACCUCUCCAGGAGCCACGCAGAAAACAUGCUCAUGAGGGUCCCUCGUGACGGGGCUUUCCUUGUGAGGAAGAGGGCGGAGGCUAACUCGUUUGCCAUUUCCUUCAGGGCCGAGGGAAAGAUAAAGCACUGCAGGGUGCAGCAGGAGGGUCAGACCGUGGUGCUGGGCACCUCAGAGUUCGACAGCCUGGUAGAUCUCAUCAGCUACUAUGAGAAGCACCCUCUGUACCGCAAAAUGAAACUGCGCUAUCCCAUCAAUGAGGACACACUGGAGAAGAUAGGCACUGCUGAGCCGGACUACGGGUCACUGUACGAGGGCAGAAAUCCAGGCUUUUACGUGGAGGCCAACCAAAUGCCAACAUUUAAGUGCACAGUGAGAGCCAUGUACGAGUAUAAAGCCCAGAGAGACGACGAGCUCUCCUUCAUUAAGAACGCUGUUAUCUCUAAUGUAGACAAACAGGAAGGAGGAUGGUGGAAGGGUGACUGUGGAGGGAAGAAGCAGCUGUGGUUUCCUGCUAAUUAUGUGGAAGAGAUCAGUCCAUCAGCAGUGGAGCCCGAUAGAACUGAGAUGACAGAAAACAGCCCCCUUGGAGACCUGCUGAGAGGAAGUGUGGACGUGUCUUCCUGUCAGAUCGUUGUGCGUCCUGAUGGGAAGGGCAGCCGGCCUCAUGUCUUCUCCCUGGUGCCGAGCACCUCCAUGCGGACCGGCCCGGUGCUGGACGUCGCUGCCAGCACCCAGGAGGAACUCAAGGAAUGGGUGUUCAAGAUCCGUGAAGUCACAAUGACAUCAGAGGCCAAGCUGGAGGAGGGGAAGAUGAUGGAGAGGAGGAAGAAGAUUGCACUGGAAUUAUCCGACCUGGUCAUCUACUGUAGGCCUGUGCCAUUUGACGAAGACAAGAUUGGCUCAGAGCGUGCCUGUUUCCGGGACAUGUCAUCCUUCCCCGAGACCAAGGCAGAGAAGUACGUCAACAAGAUCAAGGGGAAGAAGUUCCUGCAGUACAAUCGACUGCAGCUGUCCAGGAUCUACCCCAGAGGACAGAGACUAGACUCCUCCAACUACGACCCUCUGCCCAUGUGGCUCUGUGGGUCCCAGCUGGUAGCACUCAACUUCCAGACAGCAGACAAGCCCAUGCAGAUGAACCAGGCUCUCUUCAUGCUGAACGGAAAGAGCGGCUACGUCCUGGAGCCGCCCAUCAUGAGGGACGACAACUUUGAUCCCUUCGACAGGCAUACGCUACGAGGCGUCGAACAAAUCACCCUCGAGAUAGAGGUUUUGGGCGCCCGGCACUUGCCCAAACACGGGCGCGGCAUAGUUUGUCCUUUGAUCGAGAUCGAGGUGUGCGGGGCGGAUUACGACAGUGCCAAGCAAAAAACUGACUCGGAAGCUGAUAACGGGCUGAACCCCACGUGGCCCCGAAAGCCAUUCGAGUUCACGAUAUGCAACGCUGCCUUUGCCUUCCUGCGCUUUGUGGUUUAUGAGAUUGACAUGUUCAAUGACCAAAACUUCCUGGCUCAGGCCACAUUCCCCAUUCACAGCCUCAAGACAGGUUACCGGUCGGUCCCUCUGAAGAACAGCUACAAUGAGGAUCUGGAGCUGGCUUCCCUGUUGGUCCACAUGGACAUCAUCAGUGGCCGGGAUGAAAACGGGGAGGUUCUGAGCCCGUUCAUCGCAGUGGGGGCUGCGUCAGUGACGGCAUCCUCCCCAUCUGGGCGGGAACGUUCGGUGGAGUCCGUGUCCUCGACGUCCUCCAACGUGUCCCCUGUGCCCCAGUCCCCGGCCCAGGCCCAGGCCUACAGGGAGGGCUCAUUUGAGUCCCGCUACCAGUCCCCUCUGGAGGACUUCAGGGUGUCCCAGGAGGCCCUGUUGGACCACAUGGACCCCCAGAACAGACAAACAAGCCCUCUCACCACUCGCCUGAUGGGAAGGAGGGACUCGGACACAAGAGUAGAGGGAGGACCGCUGAGAGGAAGCUGACCGUUGGGACAGGAAGAAGAAAUUGACAUUCAUGGGAGAACAAAAACAGGCUGGAGUAGAGUCCCGCUCUGGGCUGGUUGUGAGAGGACGGGCUGCCCUCUCUUGGUUUUAGGUGUGCCCAACAUCUGCCUGUUUGGAGGCUAAGAGGAGGGAAAUAGAGAGUUAUAAAAGGUAUCAGUUUGAAACUGUUCCCCAGUUAAGUUUCUUUGCUCUUCUCUCUAUUAGUCGUAUAUGAAUAUAUGUAUUUAUUCCUGCUGUGCUGUUGGCCGGAGAACAGCAGCAGCUGACCUGCUCUCAAAGAGCUUCUUUCUCCAUGUUUUUAAUUAUUCUAAUUAUUUAAGCCUUUAAAACAUUCAUAAUGUGACUUUUCAUUUUUUAAAUGUAUAUGUGUAAAACACGAGGGCUCUCUACGGCUAUUUCAAUGUCUCUCUGCUUCAUAGAGGAAAUUACCGCCUCCAGUCAAACUCACACCAUAACCCUGGGGGAAUAUCUCACCCUUUUUUUUUGAAGGCAUCAGGAAGAAGUCAUAGCCUGUUUGUGUUGGAAGAAGUGAGAGCGUAUUAUCUGCACACACAAACACACAUGCAUACAUUUUAUUUCUAAUUUACAUUCCAAGUAUCUGCACAUCAUUCCAUAUUCCUGCUUCGCAGGUGCCUUUACAAGCCAGUCUGACACACUCCUGAGUUCCUCCAAUCAUCAAUCAUGUCAUCAUCACACUGUGUGAUGAAGCCGGACAAGGGAUACAUGUUGUCCUACGAUAGGUUGAAGUCCAAUUGAUAUUUUAGUUUAUAAUGAUCAGGGUAGUGUCUGAAUGGUUACCCUUGAUUAGCGAAAGCUUAGUGAACACUCCCACAGGACUAAUCCUUACCUAAAUACAAAAAAAUGUUCCUCUUUACGAUUUUUAGCCUGCAUUCUCUUCCAAAAUGUAAAUGGGCCUUAUUAAGUGCUGCACAGUCAUCUUGUGUAUCAGAUGAUUGUUCAUUGGCUGCAAGGUUACAGCUAAAAUAACAAUACUGAUAACUGAUCAUUUUUAAAACAGCUGGUUUGAGGAACACAGUUCUAACCUCAUUUGACAUAAUUUUCGGUGACAGGAAACAUUGUAAAUGUGUCACUUUCAAAAAUGUACCAUACUGUAAAUACAGUCAGGCUAUUAACAUUGCAGCCUUUUGAUUAUGUGAUUUAUGAUUGAAUAUUUCAGAAAUGUGGAUAUUUUUACUGACAUUUCAGGCGUAAUAGAAUUUAUGGCCGCUUUUUAUUCUGUAUUUUUUAUUUGUUGAGCAUAACUAUUCCCAUACCUAACACAGCUCUUUGACUACAGUGAAUGAACAACAGUCCCUGUUUCACAUUUUGAGUUUAAGUUUAAACGGAUGUCUCUAAGUAGAGGUUUUCGAGGUCCAAAUGUGUUUUACUGCAACCGGCUUAUUUGUUUUUAUUUGUCAGCAUUUGUGAGGUAGGAGUUCCCUGUGUUUGAAAGGAAAUGAAGUUUUGUUGACCAAGUGGGAGCGUUUGCAUUGCCGUUGUAAAGAAAACAUCCCAUAUACACCUCAUGAGAACGUUUUGAUGCAGCACAAAAACAUAAGGGACCUUUUGUGUUUGUGCUGCCACGGUGUUUUAGUCCUGGGGGAGUUCUGUCGCAGCACAAAGCUGCUUCCCAGAAAGCUUUGAGGAUUUUUUUAAGUCGCACUGCUACAAUAAACAUUAAAUUGCAACUGCCCCUGAAUUUAUCUGUGAUGAAAUGUGCAAAAUUCAACGUGUAAGCAACUGGAUAACAGCUCAAAAAUGAAUGUCAAAUGCUACGUGUUGCAAUUCAUUCCCAACUUUAAAUUCCCUUUCUGGCUUCGACUCAUAAAUGUUUGUCUGACUUGCUAAUUCAGACUUCUCCUGAGCAAAAUGUUGGCGUGUUUUAAAAGUGCAGGGGUUUUUCAUGACCUUUGUUUGUGGAGUGAGAGCCUCUUUGGGUGGAGCAGAGUGUAAGCUUCAGAUUUAGCAGUAGCUGUGUUUCUGUGGCUGGCGGAAGACGCGUAUAUAACCAACGGUGUUAUCUUUCCAGGUUCGUAUCAGAAACAGUGUUUCCUCUGCUUUUAUGUGAUGACUAUGUGAUGUAAACUCAGUAUUCUCAGUCAGUGUUUGACCACUGAGACACACCUAAGCCAUAGGGUAUGAUUUAUGCUAAGGUAAAAGCAGGGACAGGAGUAAAUACUUAAGUCUCAACUACAUUCUUUUAGCAUCUUGUGUUUGCAGCCUCAUAUUGAUUCCAAGGCUACCCCAUAUUACAGUUGUUUUUUUCUUUCCGUUGUCUUUAUGGAGAGCUCUCCCUCCAAUGCUGCAUUGCUCUUAUUGCCGUCUGCUCAUGUCUGUGUGCCUCUGUCUGUGUACACAUCAGCACAGCCACAUCAUUCACCUUGUACACAGCCACGCUACGCCCACGCAGCCGCUCUCACUUAUUCUCUCUGAUCGGCCUCCCGUCAGCACUGUGAGCGAGCGACUGCUGCUCAGUUUGUCAUACCGGUUAUGGCGGGACAUCGUGAACUCCCAUCAACCUGUAAAAUGGUCUAGAUCAACCAGACUAACUAAAAGCAUCUCUGUGGGUGUGCAGGGCCCAUUAGCCUAAUUUGUUUUCACAUUUUCUUUGCUCCAAUUAUGUGUUUUGUUACCGACUGUCUCAUUUACUAUCGCCUUUCUGUAAUGUGCCUAAACUAUGGAGAGGAAAAGUAUUCAUUUUAAUUUUGCCUUUCAUAUGAAACAUAUUAAAUCCUGAAAAGUAAAUAAAAUACUUACUACUUUA
Molecule: messenger RNA, 7085 nt
Organism: Trematomus bernacchii (emerald rockcod)
Lineage: Eukaryota; Metazoa; Chordata; Actinopteri; Perciformes; Nototheniidae
Gene: plcg1
Product: phospholipase C, gamma 1
Exons: 33
Coding region: 329-4300 (1323 amino acids)
Biological process (GO): positive regulation of epithelial cell migration; phospholipid catabolic process; phosphatidylinositol-mediated signaling
Molecular function (GO): protein binding; phosphatidylinositol-4,5-bisphosphate phospholipase C activity
Source: RefSeq, a predicted model, not a curated record